Lactuca sativa (garden lettuce) is the source of this 1143-nucleotide messenger RNA. NCBI's taxonomy places the organism in Eukaryota, Viridiplantae, Streptophyta, Magnoliopsida, Asterales, Asteraceae. The record is from RefSeq and is a predicted model, not a curated record.
AUGGCCGAUAAAUGUCAAAAGCUCACAUCCCUCAACAUUAGUCAUUCAAAGUUGAAAACCCUUGACCUUGGGUUGACUCCAAAUCUGAAGAAGUUAGAUCUAAAAGAAUGUAAGAAUUUGUUACAACUUCAUGUUCCCAUUGGAUGUCUAGAAAAUCUUGUCUACUUGAACUUAAGAGGCUGUUUGGGGUUUACAUCUUUUAUGUUUGACAAAAGGAAUUUUCAGUUUGAAUGCUUUUACAUUGAUGAUCCCAAGGACCGUGUGACUAGAAAUCUUAAGCAGCUUAUUUAUGAAGGUCUGUGUGCUUGCACUAACCUUGAGACACUUUCAGAAAGCACUUGUGGGUCACGAUGUUUAAGAAAGCUUAAACUCGAAGCGUAUCCGGAGGCUCCCAAGAAACUUGACCACGAAGAAUGUCUAGAAGAGCUAAGUUUUUCUAUGACAAAUAUGAAACAUCUUCCGGAUAGCAUUUGUAUGUUGAAACAUCUGGAAGUUCUUCAACUUAAACAUUGUUGGAGUCUUGAGAAGUUACCUGAGGAUAUUGGCCGAUUAGAAUGUUUAAAAAAUCUGACUUUAUCAGAUACAAAGAUUAAACAUCUUCCUGAUAGCAUUUGUAUGUUGAAACAUCUGGUAUUUCUUGAGCUUCGUGAUUGUUCCUUUCUUGAGAAGUUGCCCGAGGAUCUUGGCCAACUAGAAUGUUUAGAGACGCUAUAUUUGUUGCAUGCAAAGAUUGAACAUCUUCCAGAUAGCAUCUGUAUGUUGAAACAUCUGAGAACACUCGCUGUUCAUUGUUCUUCACUUAAGACAUUACCAAAGGAUCUUGGCCAACUAGAAUGUUUAGAGACGCUAUAUCUGUCAUACUCAGUGAUCAAGCAUCUUCCGGAUUCUAUUUGUAUGUUGAAAGAUUUGAAACAGCUCGAUCUGAUUCAUUGUUCAUCGCUUGAGAAAUUACCAGAGGAUCUUGACCAAUUAGAAUGUUUACGGAGACUAUCCCUAAGGAAGUGCAAGCUUUUACGAGAUUUUCCAAUCAGCAUCUGUAAGAUAAAACGUUUAGAAAUUUUAGGGGGUCGAGAGGCCUUCUUGAAUCCUGUGGUUUUACAUCCGAGAUACAAACCGUCUCGUACGAAGAUACCUGCUUUGUAG